AUGGGUGAACGCAAAGGCCAAAAUCUUUAUUAUCCCCCAGACUAUGAUCCUAAAGUUGGGGGAUUAAAUAAAUUCCAGGGAACUCAUGCAUUGCGAGAGAGGGCUAGAAAACUACACAUGGGCAUCUUAAUUAUAAGAUUUGAAAUGCCCUAUAACAUAUGGUGUGAAGGCUGUAACAAUCAUAUUGGUAUGGGUGUUAGAUACAAUGCAGAAAAGAAAAAAGUUGGGAUGUACUACAGUACACCAAUAUACCAGUUCCGCAUGAAAUGCCACUUAUGUGACAAUCAUUUUGAAAUUAAAACUGAUCCAGGCAAUUUAGACUAUGUAAUAGUUUCUGGAGCAAGACGUCAAGAAAAUAGAUGGGAUCCAACAGAAAAUGAGCAAAUUGUCCCUGAAACUAAGGAAACUCAGAAGCGGCUGUUUGAUGAUGCUAUGUUCCGAUUGGAACACAAAACAUCUGAUGAGAGUACAAGCAAACAGGACAAGCCAAGACUUGGUAAGCUUGUCGGCAGGAAUGAAACUGUGUGGAAAGAUGAUUAUGAGGCUAAUUGCUCUUUACGGAGAAACUUUAGGAAAAGAAGAAAAGAACUAGAGGAGGCAGCAGUUAAUGAUGGUCUCCUCUUGGCGAAAUCCUCUCUAGAUAUAAAUCUGCUGCCGGAGAGUGAAGAAGACAAAAAUCUAGCAUCUCUUCUCGCCCUCAGACCCUCACGGAGCAUAGAAGAGAGUCAGAGUGCUGUGAGAAGUAAGAUCCUCAACAGUCCAGCUUUGCCAAGCUCUAGUGGCCUUAUAACAAGUUUUGGUGGACUCAAAAAAGAAGAGUCUCUUAGCAAAAGCACCUCACUUUCAAGAAAUGCACUCGGUAUCACAAUAAAAAGAAAUAAAUUAAGCCCCAAAGAAAAUACCACAGAUUCAAAAUUGAAUAACAUAGAUAAUAUAGAUGGGAAGGAAGAUAUUGAAUUAAAUAAUGACAUUAAUAAAAAUAACAAGUUGCAUAACAAUCUAGGAAACAUACCAACUAAAACAAAUAGUGUAAUAUCUUUAGUUUGUGAUUAUAGUUCAAGUGGGGAAAGUUCAGACUGA
Messenger RNA from Parnassius apollo (apollo), 1080 nucleotides. NCBI's taxonomy places the organism in Eukaryota, Metazoa, Arthropoda, Insecta, Lepidoptera, Papilionidae. The record is from the annotation of a GenBank genome assembly.